AUGAAGUUUGCGGGUUAUUUCAUCCUGCUGACCUGUGCGGUUCAUGCCCACCUGGUGAUAAAAAGGCAAACCUGCCCGGAGGUGUGCGAUGCACCUCGCUGCCCCGUCCCGCCCCAGGCCUGUUACUACGGGCGGGUGAAGGACGGCUGCGGCUGCUGCGUGGUGUGUGCGACCGGGGAGGGAGAGCCGUGCGGGGAGCGGAGCGACGGACCCUCCUGCGGCGAGGGGCUGCGGUGCGACUCCGCGCCCGCGAGGCGCAGCGGCCUCCGCAGCGCCUGCGUGUGCGCCUCCUCCGGCCCGGUGUGCGGCAGCGACGGCAGGACCUACCCCAGCAUCUGCCGCCUGGCAGCCGAGAACAAGAGAGCGGAGCUCGGCGAGACCCCGCCGGUCAUUCUGCUCCACAGGGGAGAGUGUGACUCUGUAACCCAACAUCCAGGAAGCAUGCGCUACAAGUUCAACUUCAUCGCAGAUGUGGUGGAUAAGAUUGCCCCUGCAGUGGUGCACCUCGAGCUUUUCCAAAGGCUGCCGUUUUCCAAUCAGGACGUGCCGGUGUCGAGUGGUUCGGGGUUCCUCGUGUCGCAGGACGGCUGGAUCGUCACCAGCGCGCACGUGCUCACCAACAAGCAGCGAAUCAAAGUGGAGCUGAAAAGCGGCGUGCAGUACGACGCCACCGUCAAGGACGUGGACCAGAAGAUGGACAUUGCACUCAUCAAAAUUGAGUCAGAUAGUCCCCUGCCCGUGCUGCAUCUCGGCCAGUCGUCCGACCUGCGUCCCGGGGAGUUUGUGGUGGCGGUGGGAAGCCCCUUCUCCCUGCAGAACACCGUCACCACCGGCAUCGUCAGCACCACGCAGCGCAACGGCCUGGAGCUGGGCCUCAAGGACUCCGACAUGGAGUACAUCCAAACAGACACCAUCAUCAAUUACGGCAACUCCGGGGGACCGCUUGUUAACUUGGACGGGGAUGUGAUAGGCAUAAAUACACUGAAGGUGACUGCAGGGAUCUCCUUCGCCAUUCCCGUCAACAGGAUACGGCAGUUCCUUGCUGAAUCCUACGACAGACAAGUCAACGGAAAGGCGCAGCCAAAAAAGAAAUAUAUGGGAGUCCGGAUGCUGCAACUCUCGCCAUCUUUAGUCCGAGAUCUCAAAGACCGAGAGAGGGAUUUUCCAGAUGUGAGCUCUGGGGUUUAUGUUCACGAGGUGAUACCUGGAACUCCUGCAUCCAGCGCUGGCAUGAUCAAUCAUGAUGUGAUCAUCAGCAUCAACGGGCAGCCGAUCCGCACCACACGGGACGUGAGCGAAGCCAUCCAGACCGGCUCCACUUUUUCUGUGGUGGUGCGACGAAACGACAGGGAAGUGACAUUGACCCUCGUUCCUGAGGAGAUUGACUGAUGCAUGAGUAGGUUUAAGUCAGCUGGCCGGAAAGAUACACCCUUUAACACUUUAACAGUAGCACAUAUAGCUAUUGAUCACCUGCUUUCCUGGGUUCCGUUUGGUUGUUUGUUGAUGUAGUUUUUAUGUUCCUUCGGAUCACUAAACAAACGUCACAGAUUUGCCACCACAUGCACAUUCUUACAGUGGGCUCACCUACAAUGGAGUCUGAUAUUAGAAAAUAUUUCGGCACUCUAACUCAUCAACGGUAAAAAUCUGGUUCAGUUCCUCAGAAUUGGAGAUCAAGGGCUUCUUGUGUCAACAUUCCUCAAUCACACAGAGAGAAACCCAUUAUAGGGGAUGUGAAGAUGCCAAAUCCUCUAGUGUCACAUUCUUCAGGCUGCAAGACACGUUAUGGCUUGCGUAAGUGUUCACAAUCACAGACCCUGUUUCACAAACAAGUUGGCUUUCUAGCUAGAUCUGUAUACUGCAUACUGUAUACACCUACUCUGCACUAAAAGCAACAAGUUUGGGCCCUUUCUCUGGCAUUCUGGGAAAUGCAGAAAAUCACCAACUGAAGCGGAAGUAGACUGAAGCAGGUUGAGGAAAAGUGCGAGCACCAAAAAAGUAAAUUACAGUGCUUCUUAAAAUAACACCUGGG
Molecule: messenger RNA, 2029 nt
Organism: Myripristis murdjan (pinecone soldierfish)
Lineage: Eukaryota; Metazoa; Chordata; Actinopteri; Holocentriformes; Holocentridae
Gene: htra4
Product: HtrA serine peptidase 4
Exons: 9
Coding region: 1-1389 (462 amino acids)
Biological process (GO): positive regulation of apoptotic process; programmed cell death; proteolysis
Cellular component (GO): extracellular region
Molecular function (GO): serine-type endopeptidase activity; protein binding
Source: RefSeq, a predicted model, not a curated record